Molecule: messenger RNA, 6287 nt
Organism: Plectropomus leopardus (leopard coralgrouper)
Lineage: Eukaryota; Metazoa; Chordata; Actinopteri; Perciformes; Serranidae
Gene: dpy19l3
Product: dpy-19 like C-mannosyltransferase 3
Cellular component (GO): nuclear inner membrane
Molecular function (GO): mannosyltransferase activity
Source: RefSeq, a predicted model, not a curated record
GCCCAGCCUGUUAGUAGACUUACUGUGGCUCAGUCUUUAGGCUUGCUUUUCUCUUCAGACUUUGCUGAUUUGUUGAAAAAGAUUACUGCGUGUUUGUUGGAGUUCAGGGGAGGCAGAUGUCAGUCCUUGUUAAAGCUCUGGAUGACAUAAAGCAGAGGAAAUGCGGAGCAAGGCCAACGCUGGACGGACCCUCACUUGGAUUCUUCAAGCACCAUCAGAGAGACGGGAGUUAUUCAAAGAGCCGUGAAGAGGAAAUGUUAACGGAGAGAAACAGAGAGAAGAGGAUCGGUGCCUUCUGAGCAGUGAGCUAGCUUUCAGGGUAAUGAGCAAUGUGUGAACUUGUUAACUAGGCCUAUUCUCUUUGACCUUAAUUUAAACUGAGGAUUAGCCAUCUCAUCAGAGUUCUUGGUGAAAAGCCAAGGCUUGUUUUGCCUCGAGCAAACUCAAAAGAAGGAUUGGGAAAGAAACUAGCUGCUCAUUCCCUCGGAGAAAGCUUUUGCAUAUUUCCUUUGGCAAGGAACGUGAAGCGAUUAAAAAGCUAAUUUAUUUGGACCGACUUCAAGAAAAGAAAAAACACACCGCAUUUACAUUUAUUGCCAUAAUGGAUUUGGAUCAGUUGUAUGGCUCAGCCCAGGAGCAUGCUGUUUAUCUACCUGAAUUCAGCUCAUCAAAGGAUCCAAGAACUUAUUGAUAAUCUCCGUUUUCUCAAGCAAUGGAGCUCCGUAAGAGAGCAAAGCUGAGCAAACUGCAACAUAAUUCAGGCCUCUCACAGGAUGCAGCAGCUGAAGGGAGAUGCAGCAGUGACAUGAUGUCGGGGACAAAACGGUCUGAUGCCUCACAGGAGGGCAUUAAGCAGGUCUCUCUGCAUGAAGGAUCCGGUACUUGUUCCGGUUCAGGCAUUCUUCCCCGGUGGCCUUGGCGACAGCGUGUUUCCAUGGCAGCCGGGCUGUUAUUAGCGGGGCUGCUGGCACUGACUCAGGCCUGGUGUGUCAAUGCCAUACACGAGAAUCUGCUGUGGUUCUCUCAGCUCACGGAAGUGGAGCGGGAGAUCUCAUUUCGGACAGAGUGUGGACUGUACUACUCCUACUACAAGCAAAUGCUGCAGGCCCCCUCCAUACAGGAAGGGCUCUCCGAUUUGAUCCAUGACAACUUGACAGAAUCCAAGAGGACCAUUAAUCUCCUGCAGCGAAUGAAUAUCUACCAGGAGGUCUUCCUCAGUAUUCUAUACAGAGUACUGCCCAUACAGUCAUAUCUGGAGCCUGUGUAUUUCUACAUUUACACAGUGUUCUCGCUCCAAGCGGUGUAUGUGAUCGCUCUGUACCUCACAGCAUGGCUCCUGUCUGGUUCCUGGCUGGCUGGUGGGCUCACUGGGGUCUGGUACAUCCUCAACAGGGUAGAUACAACUCGUGUGGAGUUCACCAUCUCCCUGAGAGAGAACUGGUCUUUACCCUUCCUAGCGCUGCAGGUCGCCGCCAUCACCUGUUACCUCAGGCCUCAGCUCACCGGCUUACAGCAGAAGGUGAUGGUGUGGUUAAUGUACGUGACGACGUUCUGUUUCUGCCUGACGUGGCAGUUCAACCAGUUUAUCCUGCUUGUUCAGGCUCUCAUCGUAUACACCCUGGACUGUGUCGACUUCUUAACAACUGUACAGGUGACCACUCUGUACCUGGUUCAAGUGAGCAGUCUGCUGACUGUGUGGCUCCUCCAGUUCUGUAACUCCAUGAUACUGGGAUCACUGGUCCUGAGCUUCAUCGUGGCUGCACUCUUCAUCAGACACUGCCAGUCCGGUCUGAAGACAGGAGGCCUGCUGGUUCGUCUGGGCAAACUGGUUCUCCACAGCACCAUGGUUCUCCUCCUCACCCUCACCAUCAACUACCUGGCCAAGAAAGCACUUCAGCUCAGAUCAGACGAACACAUCUUUAAAUUCAUCAAGUCAAAGUUUGCCUUGGGGCCCACGAGGGAUUUCGAUGCCAAUCUGUAUCUGUGUGAGGAGGCCUUUGGCCUACUGCCCCUUGACACACUGGAGCGUCUGGCUGGCACCCUGCUGCUGUACCCCUACAUCCUCUCACUGCUGCUGCUCAGCGGCAUGUUGGCAGUGGCUGCACUGCAGAACCUGAGCAGACCCAGAGGAGGUUCAGCUGAGGAGAGGAAAGGAGCUGCAGAUGGGCGAGUGGUGGCUCUCCGUCCAGAUGUGGCCUAUAAUCUAUUGCAUACACUGUUCUAUGGCCUCCUGGCUUUCAGCACUAUGAGGAUGAAGUAUAUCUGGACUGGCCACAUGUGUGCAGUCGCGGCCUACGGUGUGUUUGGAAAGGAGUUGUGGACUCUUGUUCUCAACACUUUCAGCUGCAACACUAAAGUUCUGUUAAGGCUCGUCAGAUACGCAGUUCCACUGUUGAUGAUCGGUUGCCUGUAUUACAAGUUCUGGCCCAAGCUGAUGGAAGAGUUAUCAGAACUGAGGGAGUUUUAUGAUCCAGACACUGUGGAGCUCAUGACCUGGAUUAGCACAAAGACCCCUAAGCGGGCCGUAUUUGCAGGCAGCAUGCAGCUGCUGGCUGGCAUCAAGCUGUGCACAGGCAGAGUCCUCACCAACCACCCCCAUUAUGAAGAUAAAGAGCUGCGGGAGAGGACCAAACAGGUGUAUCAGGUGUAUGCUCGCCAGUCCCCAGAGGACGUCCAUGACAUCCUGAGGGCCAUCGGGGCCGACUAUGUGGUACUGGAAAACAGCAUCUGUUACGAGCGGAGGCACCGGCGGGGCUGCAGACUGAGGGACCUGCUCGACCUGGCCAACGGACAUAUCAUGGACGGACCAGGAGAGAAUGACCCAGACCUUGUCCCUGCCUCCCACCCUCGAUUCUGUGAGGCCAUCAAGACAGACACAGCAGCUUACACUGCUCUGUUCACCAGGACAUUCCAGAACAAAACCUUCCAUGUGUACCGGAUCAAGAAGAAACGCAAGAAAAGUGCCAAGAGCUCGACAGAGCCCAGCGCGACUCAGUAGCAGGAACAGGGUUGCAAGAACCCCCCCACCCCCACCCCCCCCCCUCCCGCCAGAGGCCAGAGGGGAGAGACAUGGAGGAGAAGAAGAGAUAAAAGCACUGAGUCCUCACUGUUCCUCUGUCUCCUCUGCACUGUGCCCAGCUGUGAUCAUGCCCAUUAUUUUUUUAAUACAUCGCUCUGUGAACUGUGGUGUUAGAGCAGUGUGCCGGUUCAAGCUUGGGGCUGCAUUGUUUUAGUUAGUGGAGUGUGGAAGCACCUAUAUGAGUGCUGCUUUGGGCUAUUCUGUGUUCUACCACCCACCCUGCCCUUCUCCCAGCUCUCACUGGUGCAGAAAAACAGACACAGAAAUGACUUUAAGGCCUGUGAUCAGCAUCUGGAGCACCACAAGCAACUACUAAUCAAUUACUUUCAUUUGUAUAAAUCAUUUCUGCUCAUCAUCUGGAGAUGAACGGUCACUGCUACUUCCAAAUACAGUAUUUACAAUUAUUGUUUUCUUCUCAUGCAGGGUAGACCCCAGGUUCAGUAACAUUAAUCAAAUUUACAUCAAAUCAAAAUUUUUCUUUUAACACAUUUAAGUAACACAAGUGAUAAAUAAAUUGAAGUCAAAAGUUAAAACUUGACAUUCAAUACUCAAUACAUAAAACAAGCAUUUACAGAAUUACAGUGCAUUACAUACUGGAUUAUUGCUAUUAAGCUCUUCUUUGCUAAUGAAAAAAGGGAGACAAAACUAAAGAUUUGAUGAAAUUACUAAAUCUAGGUACUUUUAGAGUUUUUCUUUUACAAACAUUGUACAACAAGUUGCCAAUGCAAAUCUGACUUAUAUCUGUCAUGAAGUUUUUUUUAUCAGAACUUGAUAAACAAGCAAACUUUAUGAAUGUGCCAUAUUUGAAUAGUGUUGGUUAAAACAGCAAUGGGCUCUUUUUAUAUACCCCCAAUUUUUUAUUUUUUUUUUUUGAAGAUCUAACUGGAACUACCCAGAAAAAAUAUUUCUUGCAUCGACUAAACCGUUCCAACUCGUGGUCAACAAGCUUUUUUUAAUAGCUUUCAACUGCAUUUGUGGAUUGCUCUGUUGUCAAGGAAAUUGGCACAGCAAAUUCAUGAAUUUAUCUGCAUGGCUUUACAAAAGAUUUGGUUAGAGAUGCUUGGUGCUUCAGCGACUACUUGAAGGGCUAGUUUCUCUUGCUGGUAAGCUACCCAUUAACAGGUUCGCCAGCUGAGACAUGCUAGCAUGACUUAGUCACAAUAGCUCACAGAGAUUCUUUUUAUGUUUUUCUGUACUGUGCUGUGGCAUUCUGUUCUCGGUUUUGUACAGAAAUUCAUUCAAUGAAGAGUUUAAUUAAAGUGGGGGAGGGGGACUUGUAAUGAAGCUUUUUAAUUGCCCAGGUAGCUUGGUUGCUUACCAUUCCUUUUUCAUGGAGCUGUUUACACUCAAAAUAGGUGUUAAAGUGCAUGGUGCCAAACAGCUAAUAAGCUACAAGAGCUCCUUCCAUUUGUGACUCUUUGGCUCUUUGUUCAUCCAGAGUUUGGCACUGUAAGGCACACAUUUGUGACUCAAGUUCACCAGAGUAGAAAUUAAAAAAUUCACAUGAAUUUACCUUACUUCUGCAAGCAAAGUGACUAUUGGUGUGGCUGGGCUUUUGUGAUGUCAUCCACAGAUGCUAGUGGUAAAUGGCAAACCCUAGCAAACACAGAGAUGUUGAAUGUUGUUUGAGCGUCCAAUCAAGACGUCCUGUUUUGGUUCAAAAAUAGUUACAAAAUUAAAAUUGUGCCAUCAUCCAUGGAUAUUACCUGACCAUUAGCUGGCGUAUGACAUUGACACGAAAGGGCCUAUUGAGCUGUUAGGUUUAAGUUAGGUACGCAUUCAACCGCUUAAUACAUCCUAUGAACUGAAAAUAAAAAGUCAAUUGAGUAUAAAAAUAAUACGCCAGUGUUGACUCAAACAGGACACAAACCCCAGUCUCCAGGGGUAAAGUCCUGUGCUUAAUGGAUUCAUCCACCACUUUUUGUUCUUAACACUACAUCACCUGACUUUCUGGCUGUUUAUCUUUGAGAAUUUCUGUGUUUUUUCUUUCAAAUUCAUGACUUAAUAGACUGAAUCACUGUGAUGUCACGCUAACAACAACAAUCACUCCCAGGUAGACAACUGGGAUUGUUUUGAAUUGCAGAGAUAUGUGAAAUCGGCAGACUUUUGCAUUUCUGUUUCCAUUUUCAGCUGUAACUGUAACAUGUAAAGAUAUAUAGGUAAACAUGGUGGUGUGAUAAAUGUGACAUUGCUGCUGUGCUUAUUUUAGGUAGUUUGUUGCUUCGCUUUCAUCUUCGAUAUACCAAAUCUACUAGCACACUAGCUUAACAAAGUACAGCUGUGGACAGGGCUGUAGUAAAAUGUAUUUUAGCAAUCUAAAACACACAUCAGUGUAAUUGUACGCUAUAUUUGAACAUUUGCUUCACUUUACCUUACACACUAACUGAUCAUGGCCGCUGUAGACCAGCUACUCAGUGUUAUACUGAGUAAAAUUAUGUUUUUGUCAGUGGCGUUUGGCAACUUCAAUUCAUACUUUGAAAAGGCUGUCUAACAGCAAGGUAAAGCUGUGAAAAUAUUUUAAAUAUUGCGUACACGUAAGCUGUUAUUGACCUUAUGUUUUGGUGGGCAUUUUUUUAGCGGGCUAGUUAAGGCAGUGUAUGCAACACAAUUAUUUUCUACCUGGAAGUUGUUGUAAAUAAGCAUUGUGAUUCGCUCUAUAAUAUCAGAGUAUUCAAGGUAUUUACAUGUAAAUUUGUGAGUUUGAUCUUCGAGAUUCUAAGUUUUUUCCCUAGCUCUGUAUUUUUUGUUUUUAUUUUUGUUUUGUUUUUAAUCUACGAUGGCCCUAAUUUGCCGUAAUACUCUUGACCUUGAAAAUUGUUGUGAUCCCAACUCAAGGUCCACUUACUAGCUUUCUGCAGAGCUUUCAACCACAUCACACAGCCCACUAAAAGUGCUUAGGAUGUACCAGAUCCAUCACCAUGAUAACUUAGCAAAUUCCACCCACUGAUGAUGACUGUAUUUUUGGUUGAAAGCUUCAAAAAAAGAAAAAAGAAAAAAAAAGAAAGGAACUUGAGUUGGGCAUGUAUGGUUAAACUACUAUUUCCAGGGUCAGACAUUAUUGUUCCAUAUUGCUUUUUAGAGAAGUUUUUUUUUUGUUUUUAAGUACAUUACUCGCCGAAAACUUGAUGGUGUGCUGAUGUCCUAUGUGCAGCUAGUGGAAUAAAAAGACAGCUGGGGGUCUUACCAGCUGUUGUAUCUGUGAGGGAAA